AUGGCGAAGCCCCCGGCGGCGGCGGCGGCGUCGUCGUCGGCGUCGGAGGAGCUGAGCCAGGUAGCGGACGAGGAGCUGCUGCGCUGGAGCAAGGAGGACCUGGCGCGGCGGCUGCGGCGCGCCGAGGGCGAGAAGGUGGGCCUCAUGCUGGAGCACGGCGGCCUGAUGCGCGACGUGAACCGGCGGCUGCAGCAGCACCUGCUGGAGAUCCGCGGCCUCAAGGACGUGAACCAGCGGCUGCAGGACGACAACCAGGAGCUGCGCGAGCUCUGCUGCUUCCUCGACGACGACCGGCAGAAGGGGCGCAAGCUGGCGCGCGAGUGGCAGCGCUUCGGGCGCCACGCGGCCGGCGCCGUGUGGCACGAGGUGGCCCGCUCGCAGCAGAAGCUGCGGGAGCUCGAGGCGCGCCAGGAAGCGCUGCUGCGCGAGAACCUGGAGCUCAAGGAGCUGGUGCUGCUGCUGGACGAGGAGCGCGCGGCGCUGGCGGCGGCGGGGACCGCGGGCGGCGGCGGCGGCGGCGGCGGCGGCGGCGCGGGCUCCCGCAGCUCCAUCGACAGCCAGGCCAGCCUGAGCGGGCCCCUGACGGGCGGCGCCGCGGGCUCCGGGGCCCGCGACGUGGGCGACGGCAGCAGCACGUCGAGCGCGGGCAGCGGCGGCAGCCCGGACCACCACCACCACCAUCACCACGUCCCGCCCGCGCUGCUGCCCCCCGGGCCGCACAAAGGCCCCGACGGCAAGGCUGGGGUCAUGCGUCGGUCCCUGGACGACCUGUCGGCGCCGCCGCACCAUCGAAGCAUCCCCAACGGCCUGCACGAUCCCUCGUCCACCUACAUCAGACCACUGGAGACCAAGGUGAAGCUGUUGGAGGGUGACAAGAUCCCCUCACAGCAGGCCGGCUGCGGAGAGUCGCGGGCGCUACGGAAAGGGUUCUCCCUCUACCACUCGGAGUCCCAGCUUGCGUCCCUGCCGCCCUCCCAUCAGGACAUCCUGCAGAGUGGCCCUGCCUGCCCUGUACCCGAGCUGCCCUCACCCCCCUCCACAGGCUACAGUUCUGCAGGACAGAAGCCAGAAGCUGUUGUGCAUGCCAUGAAGGUCCUGGAGGUCCAUGAGAACCUGGACCGGCAGCUCCAGGACAGCUGUGAGGAGGACCUGAGCGAGAAGGAGAAGGCCAUCGUCCGCGAGAUGUGCAACGUGGUCUGGAGGAAACUGGGAGAUGCUGCUAGCACCAAGCCCUCCAUCCGGCAGCACCUGUCUGGUAACCAGUUCAAGGGCCCUUUGUAGGGCCAUCCCUCCAUGAUGUGAACUGGCCCUGCCUGGAGUCCCAGGUGUCAGACCUGGCAGGACCUCCAGCCCAGACACCGCCCUUUUCUGAGGUGGAUUGUACAUAGGACAUUGCCCUCCCUGGCUGCCCUGGUGUGACACUGACGACCAGGCCUCUGCUUCCUGCAGCCCUGCUAGCAAACCAGGAAGAGAAGCCGCUGCUCACUUCAGCAUGGCCUGUCCGCAAGGCCUCUUGCUGCGUUAGCUGGAGGCUGAAGGCUGCUUCUGGGAAACCUGGACUGUGUCCUGCCCUCAGUGGACGGCCAGCUCAUCAAGAGGCCACCAGAGCCCCAGUCAUGAUAGAGACAGCACCCUUCCUUCCCCCUGCUGUGGCCAGAAUCCUGGUUCAUGGAGCAUUGGGUGCUGUGUACCCAUGGCUAGGUAGAGGCCGCCUCCAGGCUCCCAGGCCCUCUUCUGAUGCUCAGCCCUGGGAGCUGAGGGUGUCCUGCCAGCGGGGGUGGGGGGAGGAGAGCAGCGGCCAGCCACGUCGAUGCCAGCUGCGGCUGCUUUUUAGCAACUGUUAAGGUCUCCCAACCUGGGCCAGGCUUAGUCCUUUCAGGUUACUGGCCAGGUUCCCCUUCUGUGGUUUACAGCAACAUAGGAAGCCCUUGAGCGCUGGGCCAAGCAGCACGUUCUCGCUGGACAGGGAGAACUGUAGCUGUGGUCUCCCUGAACCACUAUGGACAGAGCUGCUGGGGCUACCAUGAGAGCUCUCCUUGGGAAGGAGCAGCCGCCUGACCUGGUUCUGGUUUAAUUUGCUGGGUGACCGUCAGGAAGUCACUCAACUCAUGUGGGCUGGGCGGUCCUCAUUCACAGCUUGAGAGCCAGUGUGGUCGACCUGCUGGGGAGGCCUCCAGGUAGGCAGAGUGGGUGGCCUAGCCUGUUUGGCUGCUUGCUGUCCAAUCACAGGUUGCUGCUUCCUGAACCUUGGCAUCCUCAGCUGCAGUGGCAGCAUCUGGCCCUCCUUACAGGACCCUAGGUAUCCCACGAGAGGAACAGUGUAAAUGAUCACCUGUGAAGUAUAGCAGGGAAGUUUUCUAACUUGAAUGAGGAAAAUGAGGCCCAGAGGAAGUGAGCAACUUUUUGGCAUGUUGCAAAUGACCACUUGUUUGAGGGCCAGGCCAAACUCUGACACGGCUCCCUUGGCCAGCACUCCACACUCCUGCAAAGUCCUGUGCAGCAGGCACCUAGGAGCCCACAAAGGUCUUUGUCACACGUGUCAGAUCAGGUGGAGGCAAAAGGCAUCCGUGCUCCACUUCCCAGCCAAGGAUCCCAGUGUGCCGAGAGCUGCCCUUGCUGUCAGUACCCCUGGGUCCUAGACUCUCAGGGGAAGGCCCAUGGCCCUCAGUGUGACCAGGGAGUGCUCUGCAGUGGCGACAGAGCAGAGGCCUAUUGCUCUUGCUGUAGUUGUCAUGAGGAAGCUCUUUCUGGAAGGAGCUUACUGUCACUGCAGCUGCUGAGGCAUGUGGGUCAGGAUGGCUUGAUCGUCACUACUGAAAUAAGCAAUAAGUGAGAGCUCUGGAACGUGCAGAUUGGCCUGGAAGCGACCCUUCCCUGGAGGGGCAUGGCCUUGUCUCCACCCCCCCCCCCCCCCCCCCCCCGUUGCUGAGGCAGGCAGGGAUCCCAGGAAUGUUUGAGAGCCCUCCAGCCUGCCCAAAGGGCAGCAGCACAAGCUGUGCCCAGAGCCCUGUCAGGACGGCUGGCAGAGCACAGCAGACCAGAGCAGUCACCUCUCGGUGCAGCAGGUGGUAAGACCAGGCAGUGACCCUUUGAGCCCUGCUCACACGGGCAGUUGCUGAGCCAUAGGAUAGAUGGCUCCUACGGUGGGGAGCCCCGGGGCCACAGCUCAGGGCGACACUGGGUGACCCCUCUUGUCUGGAACCUUAGCUCUAGGAGCCCCCAAGGAGUGGCAGUAGUGGUCUUGCAAGAGCCCUCUUGCCAUUUCCAAGCCGUUCUCCAUCCCGAAGCCCACAGGAUGCUUGCACUGCCUCCGGCUCCCACUGUGACCAAGGUCACUCAGUCCCAGCCCAGGUGGCCUUGCCUACCCUGGAGUCAGAAUCUGCUGAGCACAUUUUUAUCCAAAAAGUUACUAGCUACACACCAGUGUUAAAAGAGGAAAAAAGUGACCUUUCAAAAAAAUUUUUUUUGGGUGGGGAGGACUCCAGAGGAAGCAAAACACGUACUACUGAUUUUUUUUUUUUUUUUUUUUUUUAAGCAGCAGACUAAAUGCAGGCCGCAGAGUGGCAGAGGUAUUUUUCGUACUGGCGAAGUAUUGGUGCUGCUCUUUGGGAAGGGACUGGAACGUCUGGUUCCUGGCCUGGGCCGGCAGCUAUGCUAUUUUCUGUAGAAGGUGAUGGUGCAGAUACUCACAGCUACUCUUCCUGCCCAGAUGGUACACAGCUGGAGCCUGUGGACUGCGGCAGGUUUCUACCUUCAAUUGAGCCACUUUGAUUUGUGGAGGAAGAAAAAAUAGAACUUUUUGAUAGUGUGGUAAAAACAUUGAUUUGAACUAUUUUAGUAAAAGGAGUAACAGAUAAGAUUGUGACAGUGUAUACUUUGAGCUAGAUAAAUAAAGGCCUCUUUGCAAGCCUUC
This is a messenger RNA of Jaculus jaculus (lesser Egyptian jerboa), 3913 nucleotides long. RefSeq names its product coiled-coil domain containing 85C (gene Ccdc85c). Gene Ontology annotation, cellular component: apical junction complex. The transcript is spliced from 6 exons. NCBI's taxonomy places the organism in Eukaryota, Metazoa, Chordata, Mammalia, Rodentia, Dipodidae. The record is from RefSeq and is a predicted model, not a curated record. Bases 1 to 1281 code for a protein of 426 amino acids.